AUGACUACCAGACUCGAUCGACUCGUUUUACUUCUUGAGACAGGAUCGACUGCUGCCGUACGAGCAACGGCAGCACAGCAGUUGGGUGACAUCCAGAAGCAGCAUCCUUCAGAACUGUUCAAUCUGCUUUCAAGAGUGCUGGUACAUUUGCGCAGUAAGAGCUGGGAUACAAGAAUCGCUGCAGGGCAAGCAUUAGAAGCCAUUGUUAGCAACGUACCGCAAUGGGACCCCUCAGAUGAAUCACAAGUAAAGACAGAGGAGGGAUCAGCGGAUCAAAAGAAAGGAGUAGAGGCACCCAAGUACGAUCGGCUUUCAUUUUCGAAUUUCGACAUCAGUCAAGUCAUCCAGAAUGGGAAAUUGCUUUUGGGCUCCGCAGGAAAGGAGUACGAUCUCGAUCUGAGUGAUCUCGACCCUGCAGAGCGACUCGCGAUUCAACGAAAGAACCUGGCGGCGAAUCUUGGGUUGACAUCUCAAUUUAUGGAUGUUGAUCUCAUGGACGAGUCGGACAUUUCGGGACCAAAGCCUCUUUCGAUACCCAUGAAGCAGGAGCAACCACCAACGCCAUCAGCCGGCGCGAGUUCUGCAGGAUCGAAGGCGCCUCUGCCUUCGCCAGGACUUUCAAACGAGGUGAAUCUGGAGGGGCUGAGCGCAAGAGAACGAAACAAGAUGAAACGUCGCGCCAAGACAGAUUUGAAAUUCAAGGGCAAAGACAAGGUUCGCGUGAUUGAUCUUGCCGGGCGGCGAAAGGGACCAGAUACGCCAGGGACUCCUUCAACUCCAGGAGCGGGUCAGGAAGGACAGGAAGGCGGCUACUUUGAGUUCACACCUCAGUCGGACUCCAACAAGGUAGUUGUAGAAGCAAAGCUACCGGUGCAGUCAAUUCUGGAAUCAUCGACGGAAUGGCCAUUUGAGGGUAUUUGCGAUUUGCUGUGCAUGGAUCUCUUUGAUCCAGGCUGGGAAGUCCGUCAUGGUGCAGGAAUCGGUCUUCGCGAAAUCUUGAAGGUCCAGGGCAGUGGUGCGGGACGCAUCAUUGGAUGCACCAAGGAAGAGAAUGAUGUCCGGCAUAAUGAGUGGCUAGAGGACCUGGUAAUCCGCCUUCUUUGUGUGUUUUCCCUCGACCGCUUUGGUGAUUUCGUUUCAGAUCAGGUGGUUGCACCUGUCAGAGAAACUUGUUCACAAACGCUAGGCGCCUUGCUGAAGCACAUGUCUGAUGACGGCGUGAAGAGUACGCUCGGGAUUCUGAUGCGUCUUAUUUAUCAGAACGAUGUUUUCGAGGAGGGCAUGGAUCGCGAUUAUAUCUGGGAGGUGCGACAUGCAGGAUUACUAGGACUGAAGUACGCAGUCGCUGUUAGGAGGGAUCUGCUUGACAAUGACACUGCAUAUGCAGCCGAAAUGCUGGAGAAUGUUGUUAAUGCGGUCGUGCUUGGAUUGAAAGACGAAGACGACGAUGUUAGGGCAGUAUCGGCCUCCACCCUUAUCCCCAUCUCAUCCAACUUUGUCAACAAGCUGCCUGAGCGGAUUCCGGACGUUGUCAUUGUUCUAUGGGACUGUCUGGCUGUGCUCAAGGACGAUCUGACGGCAUCGACCGCGAGCGUAAUGGACCUAUUGGCGAAACUCUUCACCUACCAAAGCGUUCUCGACUUUAUGAUUCAACCUAGAGAUGAGAGUCACUCGCUCGUCAAUCUCAUACCUCGCCUCAAUCCAUUCUUCCGUCACACAAUUCCUGGCGUCCGACUUGCAGUCCUGAACGCCAUGCUUACUUUCCUUAGGCUGGAAUCUAUCGCCGAGUGGGUCGACGAAAGGGUGGUUCGGAUGGUUUAUCAAAAUCUCAUUGUCGAGGAAAAGAGGGAUAUCCUGGAACUCUCUUUGACUGUGAUGGUGGCCUUGAUCGAUCGCAUGUCAACCUCGGCGUCGAUCACCAGUAUUGUCGGUCCGCAUCUUCAGACGUUCUUCACGAUCCUUCUUACAGCCAUCGGUACACCAUUGGAUACCCGUCUCUUUUACUCACCGACCGGACAUGGAGUGGCAGUUACUGCGGAGAUACCAGCGCGUGGCCGAAAGGCUCAGGCAGCACAGACCCAUUCUCACAAUGUCGACGUCGGGAUGCUCAAGCAGGAUUUGGCGUUAGUCUCUAUAGAAUCGGUCAUUCGGUGCCGAUUGAGCGCUAGCAAGGCGCUCGGACUCAUCAUGGCGGGCUGGCCUCAGGAUCAAUUGGAUGCUGCAUUUUAUGGUUUACUACAGUCUAACUUCAAUUCACCCUGGGCUAUGCGUCGCCAAAUGUCUGCCAUUAUCGUCGCAGAGUGGGCAUCGGCCUUCAAAGAACGUUCACAGUCAUAUCCGACCGAGGCUGGACUUCCAUUCGCCCUCACAGCAUCAGCAGCGCUAACAACAUGCUUGGUAUCGGAGCCACCACUCAGCUACUUGGAGAGUAUCACUGUUCUAAAGGGUAUUCGCGCAGAAAUUCAAGCGAUGCUCAAUGCCUUUGUCAGCGACGGCAAAUUACCACAGGCGACUGUUCCUACUCUCCCUCAGGUUGCUGGUAUGACGGACAGUGGUGAUGGCAGCAAUUUCACUAUCGACUACGCGCGUGAAUUCGCCGCUGUUUCGGUGCCCAACUUGAUGAACCAGAUCAGCGCACGAUCCCGUAAAAACGCCAUUCCCUUGUUGGAGGGUCGCCGCGACCGUGUCAUUGCAAGCAUCGGUUAUUUCGAGUCUAUAAAGGAAAAGGCCGAUCUCUAUGUUGCUGCUGCGGUUGGAUCGGCUGUUAUUAACCUGGGGACUCUGCCUGCGAAGCUCAACCCGGUCAUCAAUAGUGUUAUGAAGAGUGUCAGAAGCGAGGAAAACGUUGAACUUCAAACACGUUCCGCAUCGACUCUGGCCAGCCUUAUCAUCCUCUGCAACUCACCAUUCUGCAGUCUCCGGACAGUGCCAACUCCUAAACUGGUUAAGAAUCUUGGACGAUACCUUUGUGGUGACACUUCAAUCACUCCUUCCUUGGACCAGGACUCGUCUCUUGAGGGCAUCUUCUCGCUCAAGAAAUCUAAGGAUUCGGUGGCAGACAACAAGACCGUCAGCGGGCAUGGCAUGGAGGACGUCAAAAUUUCAGCUAAGGACACCAAAAUCGUCGAGGACGAGGAAACUAAACUGACAAGGCGAGGCGCCGUCGCAGCGUUCAAGGAGUUUGCAGAGCGAUUUGGACCUGAUCUGUUCAUACAGAUUCCUAAAGUCUGGGAGUGCAUCAGCACCCCCUUGACGACGGCUUUUGCGCAUGGCCCUAUCACAGGGCCAACAGCACUUCAAGCAGACGACUGGCACGACAUUAUCGACGCCUUGGAGAUGAUCAAAAUUUUGGUGCCGCAUUUACAUCCUGAGCUGUACCCAUCGAUCGAGCAACUAAUGCCUCACAUUGCUACCGCACUUCUGUCGCCAUUCACCGUCGUCCGUCAUGCUGCUGCUAAGUGCCUGGCGGUCAUCUGCAAUGUUAUUACUAUCCCCGGCAUGCAUCAAGUCAUUGACCGAGUGGUCCCACACCUCAGCGAUUCUGUCAACGUGAUUCGUCGCCAAGGUGCCGUCGAAAUGAUUAACGAGGUUGUUCAGAUCAUGGAUGCAAAGAUUCUGCCUUACGUUGUAUUCUUGAUCGUGCCUAUUCUCGGCCGUAUGAGUGAUCCUGACGAGCCGACCCGACUGGUAUCAACUAAUUGCUUCGCUCACCUCAUCAAGCUUGUGCCUCUCGAAGCCGGUAUCCCCGACCCACCAGAGAUGUCCGCAGAGAUGUUGCAACAACGCCAGGAGGAGCGCCAGUUCUUGAUGCAGUUGUUGGACAGCAAGAAAUUGCAGCCGUACAGCAUACCAAUCAAAAUCAAGGCAGAGUUGAGGAAAUACCAGCAGGAGGGUGUCAACUGGCUUGCAUUCUUGAAUAAGUACCAGCUACACGGUAUCCUGUGCGACGAUAUGGGUCUGGGCAAGACAUUGCAAUCAAUUUGUAUGUUGGCUAGCGACCAGCACGACCGAAAGGUCAAGUUGGCAGAGACAGGAUUCCCUCAGUACGCUCACUGCCCCUCGAUGGUGGUGUGUCCACCGACGCUGACCGGACAUUGGUACCACGAGAUUUUGCAGUACACGGACAAUCUCAAGCCAAUCAUGUAUACAGGCGCCCCUGCUGACAGAAAGCGUCUUCGAUCCUCACUCCCGAAACACGACAUUGUUAUUAUGUCGUACGAUGUGGUUCGCAACGAUAUCGAGGACUUGGAAAAGAUUCACUGGAACUAUUGUAUCCUGGAUGAGGGCCACAUCAUUAAGAAUGGACGGACAAAGAUCACAAAGGCGGUCAAGAUGGUCAAGGCGAAUCACCGAGUCAUCCUAUCUGGAACGCCCAUCCAAAACAACGUUCUCGAGCUGUGGUCAUUGUUUGACUUUUUGAUGCCAGGAUUCUUGGGAACAGAGAAGCAAUUCAACGAGCGAUUCGGGAAGCCGAUUUUGGCAAGUCGAGAUUGCAAGAGCUCGUCCCGGGAACAAGAAGCAGGUGUGCUGGCACUGGAGGCGCUUCACAAGCAGGUGUUGCCAUUCUUGCUGCGUCGUCUGAAGGAGGAUGUUCUGAGCGACUUGCCACCCAAGAUUAUUCAGGAUUAUUAUUGUGAACUGAGCGAUUUGCAGAAACAGCUUUACGAAGAAUUCUCAAAAUCGCAGGUCAAGCGGGAAAUGGAGGAGGAACUCACAGAGGAGAACAAGGCGGCCGACACGCCACAGAAGGCUACUCAUAUCUUCCAAGCCUUGCAGUAUCUACGCAAACUGUGUAACCAUCCGCUCCUGGUUGUCAAUGAGAACCAUCCCGAGCACGCCAAAGUUAUGAAGCAGAUCAGGGGACAAUCGCUCCACGAUAUAGGUUUUGCACCAAAACUUCAGGCCUUGAAGCAGCUGCUCAUUGAUUGUGGCAUUGGGUCGAAGCCCAUCUCGGAAUCCAGCGCAGAUGUGGAAGCAUCCUUGAUCAGCGGCGGAGGAUCGGCAGUCAGCCAGCAUCGAGCGUUGAUAUUCUGCCAACAAAAAGCGAUGCUCGACAUUAUCGAGAAUGAUCUCUUACGACCGCUGCUACCUUCAGUGUCGUACAUGCGUCUCGAUGGUGCGGUUGACUCUUCUAAGCGACACGGCAUUGUACAAAAGUUCAACGCAGAUCCCUCCAUCGACUUGCUACUGUUGACGACUCACGUCGGAGGACUGGGACUGAAUCUGACGGGUGCAGACACUGUCAUUUUCGUGGAGCACGACUGGAAUCCAAUGAAGGAUUUGCAGGCCAUGGAUCGCGCUCAUCGGUUGGGACAGAAGAAGGUGGUUAAUGUCUAUCGAUUGAUUACAAAAGGAACUCUUGAGGAGAAGAUCAUGGGAUUGCAAAAAUUCAAGCUGAAUAUUGCGAAUACUAUCAUCAACCAGCAAAACUCGGGCAUUCAGAGCAUGGGCACAGACCAGAUCUUGGAUCUGUUCCAGAUCAGCGGUGGCGACGACAUGGAUGGGUCUGGAAAGAAGAAGGGCAAGGGCAAAGGGGUUUCAGAGGGCAGUGUGAACGGCGGAGGCGACCAUGGUGAGGACCAAAAAAUGUCGACGAAGAACGUGCUCGAGUCACUCGAGGGUCUAUGGGACGAGAAGCAGUACGAGGAGGAGUACAACCUGGACUCUUUCAUCUCGAGUCUCAAAUAG
Messenger RNA from Gamsiella multidivaricata, 5688 nucleotides. RefSeq lists its product as uncharacterized. NCBI's taxonomy places the organism in Eukaryota, Fungi, Mortierellomycota, Mortierellomycetes, Mortierellales, Mortierellaceae. The record is from RefSeq and is a predicted model, not a curated record. Gene Ontology annotation, molecular function: DNA binding; TBP-class protein binding; ATP hydrolysis activity. Bases 1 to 5688 code for a protein of 1895 amino acids. The transcript is spliced from 11 exons.